Messenger RNA from Aspergillus wentii DTO 134E9, 225 nucleotides. RefSeq lists its product as uncharacterized. Bases 1 to 225 code for a protein of 74 amino acids. The transcript is spliced from 4 exons. Lineage: Eukaryota; Fungi; Ascomycota; Eurotiomycetes; Eurotiales; Aspergillaceae. The record is from RefSeq and is a predicted model, not a curated record.
AUGUCUGACAGAAAGCGAGUCAUCAUCCGUUUUGACUGGGAUAAAUUCAAUGACGUCAAUGAGAAGGUCAUUAACAUCAUCAGAGAGGAUACUGGAACCGAUCAGUUUAUCGUCCAGCCAAGCUACCCCCCAGUCUAUCACCCCCCACCGUUGAGUGAGGAUGCCAUUGAAAAGUUGAAAGCUUUGGACGGGGUUCAACUCACCUUCCCUGAUGAUGAGGAAUAA